Messenger RNA from Branchiostoma floridae (Florida lancelet), 1478 nucleotides. RefSeq names its product mRNA cap guanine-N7 methyltransferase-like. Lineage: Eukaryota; Metazoa; Chordata; Leptocardii; Amphioxiformes; Branchiostomatidae. Gene Ontology annotation, molecular function: mRNA 5'-cap (guanine-N7-)-methyltransferase activity. Gene Ontology annotation, biological process: 7-methylguanosine mRNA capping. The coding region runs from base 70 to 1440 and encodes 456 amino acids. The record is from RefSeq and is a predicted model, not a curated record. Gene Ontology annotation, cellular component: nucleus. The transcript has 11 exons.
GUACCUAAGAUAUAAGCGGUGAGUAAUGAAAAUAGAUUAUAUUGGUAUGUAAAAACCAAUUUCCCUCUUAUGAAAUGUAAUGUCUCAUCCGGAAGUACUUUCUAUCACAACAAAAUGGCGGAAAAUACGGAAGGUCCAGCAGAAGUGACAGGAAACCUGGGGAAGGAGGAGGAUGCUGGUCCAGCAGGAGGAGGAGGAGCAGGAGGAGGAGGAGAGAACCUGAAGAGAAAAGCGGAGGAUGCUGGAGUCCUCCCUCAGGAGCCGGACCCAACCAAGCGGCUGCGGCAGGAGGGGGGAGCAGGGUCCCAGCUGACCCCGCAGGUGGCGCAGCACUACAACCGGCUGGAGGAGAAGGGGCUGGCGCACCGCAACCAGUCCCGCAUCUUCCACCUCCGCAACUUCAACAACUGGAUCAAGAGCAUGCUCAUUGCUGACACGUUAAGAAGACUGCGAGCGGACAGUCCCGGCGGCAGACUGUGUGUGUUGGACCUCGGGGUGGGGAAGGGCGGCGACCUGCUCAAGUGGAAGAAGGGAGGCAUUGAUCACCUGGUGUGUGCAGACCUGGCAGAGACGUCUGUUCAGCAGUGUGAGGAGCGGUACCGCAGCAUGGCGGGGCGGGAGGGGCGUGGGCCCCGGGUCUUCAGCGCCGAGUUUAUCGCUGCCGACUGCGCAAAGGAGGACCUGAGCAGGAGGUACCGCGAUCCUGACACGACCUUUGACCUUGUGAGCUGCCAGUUCGUGCUGCACUAUUCGUUUGAGAGCCACGCCCAGGCCGACAGGAUGCUGAGGAACGCUGGUGAGAGACUCCGGCCGGGAGGCUACUUCAUCGGGACAACGCCCGACGGCUACGAGCUGGUGAGGAGACUGCAGGCAGCCGAGGGUCUGUCAUUCGGGAAUUCGAUCUACAGCAUCACCUUCCAGCAGAAAGAAGACUUCCCGCUGUUCGGCUGUCAGUAUGACUUCCAUCUGGAGGGCGUGGUCGACUGUCCGGAGUUCCUGGUCUACUUUCCGCUGCUGGAAAAGAUGGCUGAGAGGUACGGCUUGAGGCUGGUGUACAGACAGACGUUUGCAGAGUUUUUCCAGCAGCAGGUGACGCAAGGGGAGGGCAGAGGCCUGCUGGAGAGGAUGAAAGCUCUCGAGACAUACCCGCCCCAUGAGGGACAGGAGCUGGCCAGCAGUGACCCGGAGGAUUACGCUCACGCCCGGGCCAGACUGGAGGAGCUGAGGAGCAAGGGGGAGGGGGGCGACAGGGGGACACCGGAGCACCCCAGGGUGGGAACCCUCUCGUUGGCUGAGUGGGAGGCUACAAGCCUGUAUCUUGUGUACUGUUUCCAGAAGGUCGAGGAGAAUAAGGACAAUUCUACAUCCAACCAGCCACAGCCGCCUGAAACCAGCCAGAACCAGUCACAGCCGCCUGAAACCAGCCAGACCAGCCAGUGACUCUCAGUACUAGGAACCAUCCACAGCCGACUGACACC